Molecule: messenger RNA, 1960 nt
Organism: Homarus americanus (American lobster)
Lineage: Eukaryota; Metazoa; Arthropoda; Malacostraca; Decapoda; Nephropidae
Product: organic cation transporter protein-like
Exons: 12
Coding region: 16-1668 (550 amino acids)
Biological process (GO): transmembrane transport
Cellular component (GO): membrane
Molecular function (GO): transmembrane transporter activity
Source: RefSeq, a predicted model, not a curated record
UCAGAUCGUGUGAAGAUGGGAUCCAGUAACCAGUUUGACGACACCCUCACGCAGCUGGGCACCGGCAAGUGGAACCUGCUGUUGAUCGUUAGCAUCAUGUAUUGGACGAUGCAGUUACCUUGUAUGUUCCUGGGAGGCUCCUUCCUCGCACCACAAGUGGACCACUCCUGUCUCCUCCCUGAAGGUGCCAUCCCACUCCUCACCAAUCACUCCAACACCACUCAAGUCUCGUCGUGUGAAUACCUGAUGGUGGGUGAAGACGAUAGUGAGGAGAUACGACCUUGUACUCGUUGGAUCUUCGAUAACUCCACCUUCUACAGCACCCUUACAUCAGAGUUCGAGUUGGUAUGUGAUUAUAAGUCCCUGAGGCCAACCUACACCGGCAUAUAUUUUAUAGGUGCUUGUCUCUCCUCCUCUAUCAGUGGCUGGCUCUCUGACAAGUAUGGACGCAAGAGGAUGAUGGUAAUUGGCGCUAUUACCUACGCUGUUGUGGGUAACUGUUUAAGCUGGUUACAUAACAUGUCCUCUAUAUUGGUGUUUCGUUUCAUCGUAGGUCUCAUGCACCCAAUGGCCCUGCAUACAGCUUACACCAUCGUUAUAGAGACGACUGAGCCACGCCUUAGGUCAGUCAUGGGCAUUAUGAUAUUCCUGCCGUGGGCCAUCGCUGUGAUGAUCUGGGGUGCUAUGGGUUACCUCUUCAGAGACUGGCGAUGGCUCAUGCUUGUUUCCACAGUCCCUUCACUCCUCUUCCUCCCUACGCUGUGGUUUAUGGACGAAUCGCCACGGUGGCUUAUCGUCCAGGGGCAACAUGACCGGGCCAUGAAGGUGCUGGAAAAGGCCGCCCGCUGGAACAAGGCCACAUUACCUCCCCGGGACCAACUGCUUACCAUGAUGCAAAACAUUGCCAGUGAGAACUCAAAGGUCUCCAGCGGCAUGAAGAGUGAAGGUUUUGUCUCCUUUCUGCGUACCUUUGUCGGGGAGUUUACGGUACUGCUCAGAACGAGAAAGAUGCGAGCUAGAACACUGGCUAUAUACUUUAUUUAUUUAACCUUUGGACUGGUUGCCCUGGGCCUGUCUUUGGGAGGUGAAGGUUUCGGCUCUAACCCGUUUAUUUACAUGGCUCUCAGUGGCUUAAUGGAGAUACCCGGAGCCACUGUCACCGUCCCUAUGAUUCAGUACCUAGGACGAAGGUUAUCCAACAUCAUCUGUCUUCUCAUGACUGGCAUCUCUCUUCUCGCUCUUGCCAUCGUCCCAUUAAAUAUAGGCUGGCUAGUGAUGACUCUGGCCAUGAUAGGCAAGAUGGCCAUCAGUGCUGCCAAUCAGAUCAUCCAUUUACAUAGUUCUGAACUAUUCCCUACUGAAGUUCGCGACAGAGGCUUAGGAACCUCCGAAAUGAUGGCUAAAUUGGGUUCAACUCUUGCUCCUUAUUUGAUGGACACUUUGCGUACUGUAUGGGUGUCAGCGCCAUCGGUGGUGUGUGGAGUGACGGGGCUGUUAGCUGCUGGGGUUACCUUUACGCUGCCCGAAACGACGAACACGGCACUACUUGACACCGUCGAGGCACUUGAGGAGACGUCUUCACUUUCCCGCAAGAGAAAUGCCUCGUCAUCACCCUUACACAAGCAAGAGGACCACGUCAACACAGAAGAAAAAAUACCCCUCGCUUAAAAUAACAAGACAACAGGACAACGAAAUAUUUGUCUUUAUAUCUGCUCUUUUUUACAGACUGUGUGUGUGUGUGUUUCGUCCACUGAUAGAAUUACACACAAACACAUCUUAUAUGCCCCUCCUAACCAUACGCGUCCAAAUCCUUUUAGACAUCUACGUAGAAACUCGAAUACUGUUAGGCUCCGUACGCAUUACAGAGAAGUCAGUUAUUCAGUAUUUAAUAGAUAAAAAUGGAUAAAAGUAAUGUGUCUUGUGUCAAUAAGGAGAUACAGAGAUAUAUCGAUGUAUAAAA